UUUUAUCAACUGUCAAAAGUCUGAGGUUUAGGUAAUUGGUUAGAAUGCAGAAAUGUCUCUUAAAAUAUCCGAUUUAUUAAAUUUAUUAGUAGCAUAUUUAGUCACAUUUACAUCGACAUGUUAUGCCAAUGAUAUAUUAGGAUGUGGUGGUUUUGUGAAAAGCCAUGCAAGCUUGGAUUUUUCCAAAAUAGAGAUCGGCUUGUACACGAAGGAAGGUAGCUUAAAAGAGAGAACUGAAUGCGCCCCUACUAAUGGAUAUUAUUUCUUGCCAUUAUAUGAAAAGGGCGAGUAUAUACUAAAGGUGCACCCUCCUGCUGGGUGGAGUUUCGAGCCUUCACAAGUAGAACUCCUUAUAGAUGGUGAAACAGACCAGUGUUCUACUGGUCAGGAUAUAAAUUUCUCAUUUAAUGGUUUCGGUAUAACUGGAAGAGUGAUCACCGCAGGACAGAAACAAGGGCCUAGUGGUAUUGAUAUCCAACUUGUAAAUGAGAAAGGAGAUGUUAGGAACACAGUAACAACGACUAGUGGUGAUUUUGAUUUCACUCCAGUUAUACCUGGAAAAUAUGUAGUAAAAGCAACACAUUCUAAAUGGAAAAUUGAGCCUUCUCAGACUGUAGUGCAAGUGAAGGAAGGAAAUACGGCUUUGCCUGUUGGAUCUUUGAUUGUGAAAGGUUAUGAUGUCUCAGGAUCUGUCAUAUCUUUCGGCAGCCCUAUCAGUGGAAUCUAUGUUCUUCUAUAUUCAAAAGAUGAAAAUCAAAAAUUCCGAGUGGAAGGUUGUAAGACUGCCCUUCUGCAAGGAGUUCCAGAUGCUCCGAUUUGUUACUCAGUAACAGAUGCAGCCGGAGAAUUCCAAUUUGGUCUGGUACCGGCUGGGGAGUACAAGUUGCUAGCUAUGACCAGCUCACCCGGUCAACCUCUUGUCACAUACAAUAUUAAGCCUGAUGUGGUGCCUUUUGCUGUGCUUCAUGACAGUUUAUACAUCAAGAAUGCUUUUGAAGUGACGGCAUUCAGUGUGCGCGGGCGUGCGCUGCGCGGUGCGGACGGCGCGGGCGUGGCGGGCGCGCGGGUGCUGCGCGGGGGGCGCGCCGUGGCCACCUGCGACUCGGACGGCAGGUUCACUCUCACCGGACUCAAGCCUGCCACCUACACUCUCACCUUCCAGCAUGAGGAGUGCGAGUGGGACGAGGUGCAGCUGGUGGUGACGAGCGGUGGGCCGAGCGCGGCGCUGGAGGCGGUGGCGGCGCGCUGGCGCGUGUGCGGGCAGCUCACGCCGCCCGAGCCGCGUACGCUGCAGCUGCGGCCCGACCUGCGCGUGCAGGCUGGUGACGAUGGUAAAUGGUGUGCCUUUGUACCAUCCGGCGAGUACACGGUGAAGGUCGAAGUGACCGAGCAGGAACAGAGGGAGGGCUUACAGUUCUUCCCCGAGUGGCAGACGGUGCGCGUGCGCGGCGCGGCGGUGGGCGGCGUGGCGUUCGGCCAGGUGCGCGCCACGGUGCGCGGCCGCGUCCACUGCGGCGCGCACUGCGCCGGCCUGGCCGUGGCGCUGCGCCCGCUCAAGCCCGACGGCGGCUACGCGGGCCCCCCGCGCUACGCGCCCGUCGUCGACGGCGAGUACAGCUUCGAGGAGGUGGUGCCGGGCGGCGUGGAGCUGUCGGUGGAGGCGACGCGGCUGUGCUGGGAGCAGGCGGCGCACAACGCGGCCGUCACGCAGCGCCUGCACUCGGCGCCGGCCUUCCGCCUGCGCGGCCUGGCGCUGCUCGUGUGGGCGUCGCACGCGCUGCAGCUGCACUACGAGAGCGCGGACGGCGCCGAGCGCGGCGAGCUGGCCGUGCCGGCGGGCGACAGCCGCCAGUGCCUGCCGCCGGCGGAGCGCUACACGCUGAGCGCGCGGGGCUGCCACCGCGUGCAGCCCGCCAGCGCGCCCGUGCGGCUGGGCGGGCCGGACGCGCCGCGGGUGCGCUUCGUGGCCACGGCGCACGCGGCCGUCGUCGAUAUCGUCUCCCCGGAGCCGGCGACGGACGUGGUCCUCCAGAUCGUCCAGGACGGACGACCGCCCGAGGAGGUGCCCCUCCAGCCGGUCCCGCGGGAUGGAGUGUACGUGUACGAGCACACCAUGUAUUUGGAGGAGGGCGCGACGGCGGAGGUGUGGGCGCGCUCGGCGUCGCUGCUGUUCAGCCCGCGCGGCGCCGUGCGCGUGUCGGGCGGCGCGGACUGCGCGCGCGUGCUGUCGCUGCGGGCGGCGCGCGCGCUCGUGCUGGCCGGCCGCCUGCAGCCCUCCGUGUCCGGCGUGCUGGUCACCCUGGAGGGCGGUGAUGUCAGACUGACGCAGACGACGGAAGCCGACGGCAAAUACAGCUUCGGUCCGCUAGACGCGGACAUCCAGUACACGGUGCGGGCGGAGAAGGAGUCCUACGCCUUCGACGAGCCCGACGAGAACGGAGUCAUCGUCGCACACAAGCUGGCGGAGAUCGCCGUGGUGCUGCGGGACCGAGCAGACCACGCGCCGCUCGAGGGCGCGCUGGUGUCGGUGUCGGGCGGCGCGUUCCGGCGCAACGUGGCGUCGGGCGCGGCCGGCGCGCUGCGCUUCGCGGCGCUGUCGCCGGCGCAGUACUACGUCAAGCCGCACAUGAAGGAGUACCGCUUCGAGCCGCCGCACGCCAUCGUCGCCGUGGAGGACGGCCAGGAGCACCGCGUCGUGUUCGAGGGCGUCCGCGUGGCGUGGUCGCUGCUGGGCCGCGUGGUGUCGCUGGGCGGCGCGGGCGCGGCGCGCGUGGCGCUGCGAGCGCGGCCCGCCUCGUCGCCCGCGCGCCCGCACUGCGCGCAGCAGGACGCCUCCGCCUCCGACACGGGACACUUCAGAAUACGAGGUCUAUUGCCGGGUUGCGUGUACGUGGUGGAGCUGAAGGAGUCGGCGGAGCCCGAAUUGUCCGGCAUCGUGCUCGCGAGACAGCCGCCUCCGUUUGAAGUCAAAGAAAAGGAUAUAGAAAACGUCCGACUUAUAGUUGUCCAACCCAAUCACUUAACAGAUGCGAAUGUCUUAAUUCGGACUCCCAACAUAGACCACUACAAGACCCUCAGACUGACCCUCGCCUUGGAGUCGACCCCACACAAUCCGAUAUACUCGACGAAGCUCGACCCACUAGGCUAUAAUCAGUUCAACAAUCCCGGACUGAUGUACACAAUGCCUAGGUUGCCGGCGGACAAUAAGACUUAUGUCGUCCAGAUAGAGUCAUCAUUGUCGAAAGUCAGUCAUUCGUACGAGGAGCCGGCGUUCUAUUUUAAUUCAGACGGGAAGUUUAAAACUUUCGAUAUCGACUUCGAGCCGAAGCUGCGCUCGUCGGAGCAGGAGCUGCGGCACAGCCCGCUGGCGCUGCUGGCGCUGCUGUCGCUGGGCGCGCUGUACUCGCAGCGCGCGCGCCUCGCCGCCCUGCGCCCGCUCGCCGCGCGCCCGCGCCGCGCGCCCCGCGACCGCUCCUAGCCGCUCCUAGCCGCGCCACGCACUCUUACUGUUGGAGCAUACCAGACCAUUUGCAUUUUAUUCUAUUUCUAACCUCUAAUAUCCCACUACAAGAAUGUGUUUUAAUGUUGAUCUGUGUGUCUCGAUAGAUCACCUCCUGGGCCCGACCAUAUGGCUUGGAUGGAACAGGCCUGUUUUGGUCUGUCAGUAAAUUCUUCUCAUAAACUACAAAUCGAUUUAAAUUAUUUUAAAAACUAUAGCCACUCGUUUCGACAUGUUCAGUCAUCGAGUGUUCCACGUGUUAUGUUCAGUGUUUUUGUCCAUUAAAAUAAGUAAUUUGAGAAAUGUUUUGAUAGGACUAAUCGUGGACUUAAUCGAAACAUUCCAUUAUGGAAUUUAUUUUAAAGAUAUCAAAACGGUAUUAAUAUUUAUUAAUAUAAUUAAACCAAAUGGUAGGAACAAAUUAUUUAAAUUGAAACGAAUUAUUCCAUGAGUUAUAAGAAUGUAUUAAUUUAUAAAGGUUGUUUUUUAUCUAUAUAAUUUAUGUGUUGUGUGGUAAUGAGUAUUUUCUAG
Vanessa atalanta (red admiral) is the source of this 4030-nucleotide messenger RNA. Its product is annotated as nodal modulator 1. Bases 53 to 3478 code for a protein of 1141 amino acids. Lineage: Eukaryota; Metazoa; Arthropoda; Insecta; Lepidoptera; Nymphalidae. The record is from RefSeq and is a predicted model, not a curated record. The transcript has 16 exons. Gene Ontology annotation, cellular component: endoplasmic reticulum membrane. Gene Ontology annotation, molecular function: carbohydrate binding.